This is a messenger RNA of Arachis ipaensis, 2094 nucleotides long. The record is from RefSeq and is a predicted model, not a curated record. NCBI's taxonomy places the organism in Eukaryota, Viridiplantae, Streptophyta, Magnoliopsida, Fabales, Fabaceae.
CUAGAAGGAUAUUUCAUAAAGCGAAAUGUUCUUACAAUGUUCAGAGUAAACGAUGAACAUGUUCUCACAAAUUUCAUUCGUUAGUCAAAUUAGUUUUUAAAAUUUUUCGAUGUUAAUCAAAUUCUUCAUUACUCAAGUUUUUGUCCAAAUUUUGUUAUUUUCACUUAUUUAUGCGGUUUUUCUUUCCAGUUCUAGCUUCAAAUUUUCACUAAAAAAAAAAUUACACACAAUUAGUUGAAAAAAAAAACUAGUUCGCUGAAUUCACAUUACCCCAAAAAAAUUACAGAAGGAAAAGAAAACCCUAAAAUUGCGCUUCCAGCUCCCCCCUUCCCUCCUGAGAUUCGAGCUUCACUCACUGAGUCACUGACUCGUUUGAUGGCGCCCCCGACCGAAAUCAAAGCUGCUGGCUCCAACGUGGCGGCGCCUUCUGCAUCAUCGUCUCAACCGUUGCGGCCGCCACAACAUUCAUCUGCCUCUUCCUCCUCCUCUGCUGCUCCUCCUCCUUUGCAGUUAGAUUACAAGCAGUGUUUACAAGACCUUGCUAAAAAAUUAAACAUAGUUCUUCCAGAGUAUGAAACAAUUCGUGAUAGAUCUUCAGAAGUUCCAAUGUAUAGGUCAACUGUGCUGGUGGAUGGAAUGAGUUUUACCUCUGAGAUCACUUUAUCCACUCGAAAGGCUGCUGAACAAGAUAUUGCCAGAGUUGCUUUUGAGAACCUAUCUAAGAAAGUUAAAGAUCAUGGAUGUGCUCUUGUUUGUGAGAAUACUGCAUUUGCCAAGUCUGCUUUGGAUGAAUAUGCUGCAAAACUGAAUACAAGACCUACUUAUAACACUGUUAAGCUAGAAGGUCCACCUCCUUGUUUUGAAUAUUCUGUGAUCUUUGAUGGCACAAAAUACACGGGGGAUACUGCUAAAGACAAAAGCUAGGCUGAGCAGUUAGCAGCACGUGCUGUUCUUCUUUCAAUUCUAGGUACGUUUUUAUUUGUGCCUUGUACAAAUUUUUAGAAGUUUCUACUUGGAUGCGCAGUGAUUAAUUAAAGUAAACAGUUCUUUACAACAGGUGGUGCUAACGCAGCAACACUUUACGGGAUGAUAAAAUCACUAUCUAGAAUUUAUGCAGCAUGCGAAGAAAACAACAUCCAAUGUGUUGUCACUGGCCUGUAUCAUCCACAGCAACUAUAGGACAUGCUUCUAAUAUGCAGGAUCAUAAAGAUAAUAUAGUUGCAACUACAGUAUACGCUUCUGAUCUACGGGAUCAUAAAGAUAAGAAAGCUGGAACUAAAAGACGUGCUUCUGUUCGGCUGGCCAAUAAAAAUAAGGUAGUUGCAACUACAAGACAUGCUUCUGAUCCGCAAAAUCAUAAAGCUAAGGAAGUUACAACUACAGUACACACUUCUGAUCCACAGAAUCAUAAAAAUAAGAAAGUUGGAACUAUUACACAUGCUUUUGUUCCGCAGGACAAUAAAGAUAUAGUUGCAACUACGGGACUUGCUUCUGAUCAGAACCAUAAAAGAUAAGGAAGUUUCUACUUCAGGACAUGCAUUUAAUCCACGGGACCAUAAAAGUAAGGAUAACAAUAAAAAGAGAAUUAAACCUGCUUCUUCCAAAAUGUUUUCCUCAUUUCAGAAGCCUGAAGGUGAACCAUCUCUCGAGGCCAUCAAGCUUCUGAAGCUCUUUCUUCAACAAGGAUGUUCAAAAUGACGGACUUGGCAAGAUACUGGUAAUGGUUCCAAUUCAGAAAAGAGGCAAAAGACUGAUGGAAUCUCCGCUACCGAUGCAGCUGUUCAUUGUUCUGCAGCACGACGAUAAUUUGAACGAGGCAAUCAAACUAUUAUGUUGGAUUGAAGAUCUAGUCCUCUCUGUACAAAACCUUUGUACUAUGAAAAAAAGUAUUUAGUUUUUAUUUUCCUUUAUCUUUGUUAAGAAUACUAACCUUGUAUUUAUUGGCGUCAAGCUGAGUAGCAAUUGAUAAUGUUAUAGUUAAAUUGCGGAUUAUGUUCAUUUUGGAAAAGAUGAUUGCUUAUCUUUCUUAAGGAAUACACUUUAAUUAUAAGUACAUUUGAAGUUAAAAUAAAUUAGUAAGCAUUCAUGAUCACA